Molecule: messenger RNA, 1128 nt
Organism: Pseudozyma hubeiensis SY62
Lineage: Eukaryota; Fungi; Basidiomycota; Ustilaginomycetes; Ustilaginales; Ustilaginaceae
Exons: 1
Coding region: 1-1128 (375 amino acids)
Cellular component (GO): membrane
Molecular function (GO): serine-type endopeptidase activity
Source: RefSeq, a predicted model, not a curated record
AUGUCGUCUUCAUCCAGAUCGGGGCUGACUUUGGAUGCGUGCCGCUCGCCGCCAGGGUCAAGUCAUACAUCAUUUCGCAGCGUCAACGGCAGCGCACCGUGGACGAGCGCUCGCUUCGGCUGCCGACAAACUUCAACAUUACCACGAACACCUUCUGCAUCGCAUCACAGUAGCACUGUAAAGCAGAGCCAGAUCGAGCUGCCAGUGUCGUUCCUACGCAGCUUCAGCACCUCCUCCAUCACUCCGUCGCCAACCUCACCCUCCACUGCACCGAGCAUCUUCAACGUGCUCUACUCCAACUUCCCCCGACUACGAUCGCAAGAUACACCAGGACGAAUCACCAACCGGGAACGCCGUCGACCCUCCCCCCUCUUCGACCGACCCAAACCCCCACCCUCCUCACCACCGCCACCGUCCUCGCGCCCCCCUUCCACGUCCACCAUUGCCGCCCUCAUCGCGCUCUCCGACCGGCACCUCUCCCGCCUCCCGCGCAACUUUGUCCUGUACACCAUCCUGCUCCUCAACUUCCUCGUCUUCGCCAGCUGGAUGUACGCCUCGGAAUCGCUGCGCAAGUUCUCCGAUCCACGCCCUUACAUCUUCCUCUCGAAGAACUUCCUCUCCGGACUCACCAACGUUCGCGAAGGGCGGUGGUGGACGAUGCUCACCUCGUGCGUUUCGCACGAACAGCUCAACCACUUCCUCGUCAACAUGGUCUCCCUCGCAUUCAUGGCUCCACCCGUGCUCGCUCUGACGGGUCCUACGACCUUUGUGCUGCUGUACUUCGGUGCAGGCGUCGUCAGCAGCAUCGUAUCCAUGAUCGGGAAAAGUCUCGUACCACCCGAACAAAAGAGAGGCGGUGUAGGGGGAAGUGGGUUCAGCCAUGGAGCGAGUGGAUCGGUGUAUGCGAUCAUGUCUACGUUCGCGUGUGUUCAUCCGACGGCGACGUUUUUGAUCUUCUUCGUGAUCCCGGCGCCGGCGUGGGCGUGCGUCAGUGGGAUCUUCGCUUGGGACCUCUGGCACGCUGCGAAGACGCCGAAGGGUAGAACGGAUAGCGCGGGUCAUGUAGGCGGUAUUCUGGCGGGAAUCGCCUUCUGGAGGUUCGGAUUGAGAGGCGUACGUCUACAAUGA